This is a messenger RNA of Alligator mississippiensis (American alligator), 462 nucleotides long. Its product is annotated as olfactory receptor 14A16-like. Gene Ontology annotation, molecular function: olfactory receptor activity. Gene Ontology annotation, biological process: G protein-coupled receptor signaling pathway. The record is from RefSeq and is a predicted model, not a curated record. NCBI's taxonomy places the organism in Eukaryota, Metazoa, Chordata, Crocodylia, Alligatoridae. Gene Ontology annotation, cellular component: membrane. The annotation marks the transcript as partial. The transcript has a single exon.
CUGCAUUAUGAGAUAAUAAUGAACGGGAGAGCUUGCGUCCAGAUGGCUGCUGGUGCUUGGACUGCUAGUGUUAUCAACUGUGCAAUGCACACUGGGAACACCUUUAGUCUCCCCUUCUGCCACUCAAAUAUCAUCAACCAGUUCUUCUGUGAAAUACCCCAGCUGCUCAAGCUCUCCAGCUCUGACACAUACCACAGAGAGCUGGCAGCUCUUGCCUUCAGUGUGUUUCUAGCUUUAGGCUUUUUUGUUUUCAUCGUUGUGUCAUAUGUUCAGAUCUUCACCGCAGUGUGGAGAAUCCCCUCCGAACAGGGCUGGCAAAAAGCCUUCUCCACCUGCAUUCCCCAUCUUAUCGUGGUCUCCCUGAUUCUUUCCACUGGCGGCAUUGCCUACAUGAAGCCCAUCUCUGACUCCCCGUCCGCCUUGGAUCUCCUGGCAGCUGUUCUGUAUUCUGUGGUGCCUCCA